AUGGCUGCGCGGAGCUUGAAGUGCUGUCCCUCCCUGGCGUCCUUGCGCCGCUCUUUCCGGGGACCCGGUGGAUCCAUUGCAUUCGUUCAGGGAAACGUGCUUCAUUGGGCCGGGGAUGUCCUGGCCACCUCCACAUCCAAGAAGUUGGAGGGCGUGAAGCGGGCAGAUUGGUGGGGCUUCGCUGGAAGGUACAGCGCAGAUGCAGCCUUGCACCGCUAUUUGGGACAGAGUCUUCAAGAAGAGUGCCGACAGCAGACGCAGCAGCUGAAUUUCGGUGACGUCCUGGUGACACAGCCCACAGGGUCCCAGUUGCAAGUGAAACAUCUCCUCCACACCGCAAUUCCCAGCUACCCCGCUUCGGAGGAUCCGGCGGCGAAGCCGGCACCAAACGGCGAGAGGUUGGAUCCGCAAGAGCUCACUCUCGAGAAGGCCACCCAAUUACUCCGUCGAAGCUUCCAAGAGCUUCUCUCCAAGGCCGCCGAUCUCUCCGCCUCCUCUUUGUGCCUUCCUUGUCUCGGCUGCGGCAUCCGCGGCUGGCCAGCCGACGUCGUGGCCCAGAUCGGCCUUGAAGCUCUCGCCGAGUCGGAAGCAGCUGAGUCCAGAUCCCCGGUUCUUUCCCUCGUGGAGUUUCGCUGCAUCGACCGCUUCGUGCUGGAAGCUUGGAUCAACCGAGCCACCGCUUUAGGCUUCCAGGAGCCUUGA
This is a messenger RNA of Symbiodinium sp. CCMP2456, 702 nucleotides long. Lineage: Eukaryota; Dinophyceae; Suessiales; Symbiodiniaceae. The record is from the annotation of a GenBank genome assembly.